Molecule: messenger RNA, 1008 nt
Organism: Styela clava
Lineage: Eukaryota; Metazoa; Chordata; Ascidiacea; Stolidobranchia; Styelidae
Source: RefSeq, a predicted model, not a curated record
GUUUAAAAUUUAUUUCAGGACGUUAUGGACAUGAAACGAGCUAUUCCGAGCAACAACUGGUACACACCUCCAUUGUAUUUCCCAAUAAAGAAUCUUCCACUAGAUUUACAAUAUUACGACGUGAAGUGCUCGAUAAUAGAAAGCUUCGUGAAGUACAAGAUCCAAGAUUGGCGUUACAACGAUUUUUUGUCCGCAGAGGAAGAAGAAAAAGCUAUCGAAUCAUUCAAUAAUUGUAAAUUUACGAUAUGUAGCAACAACGCGUUUGUUGAAAAACUCAGCAACGACUAUAUGGCAAUGACGGAACUGGCAACGGCGAUGAUGAGUGUAUCGAAGAAGUUUUGGCCACUUUAUGACGUCUUCAAAUUUGUUGUGGACCCGAUCUUCUGGGAUAUUGUUUUAAACGUUCCUUAUCCUGUUGUCGAACAAGAAUACUAUCUUGAUCAAAACAAUGCAGCUUAUGAAAUCAUUACAAAAGUAUGCGGAUCCCAGAACUUAACAUUGAAAUCGAAAUUGAUUCCCGAAACUGUCAACAGACUAUUUUUGGAUAUUUUAGUGGAUGCCUAUGUUCCAAGUUCAUUCCACGACAGCGACAAGGACAGUAUAGCUGCUGAAAUAGACCCAGAUAAAUUGAAGGAACUUUGGAAUCUUGGUGCUGAACGCAGAGACACAGGGGGGAUAUGCUUUGAUUCAGCUCUUACAGAUAUGACAGAGAGAACAUCAAUCAGCAGAGUGAGAGAAACUGCAAAAGAAUUAGGGAUUGACUGUGGAGGGGAAGAAGAUGAAGGAUCGGAUUUUGAAUAUGGGGAUUUUGCAAGUGCUCCCGCAUCUCCAGGAUCUUCUAGCGGAGGCGCUGCACCGACUUCAAGAGGAAGUUCAGCACGUUGGGCCAGCGGACCUCCUAGUAGUCGCGGCGGCUCCUCUGGGUUUGCACCUGGAACCUAAUUUGUUGUAAUGUUUUUGACAUAAUAUUUGUAAAUGAGCUAAAAUGUAAUAAACACAGUUAGAGGA